Messenger RNA from Phlebotomus argentipes, 3052 nucleotides. It is a transcript of the gene Zn72D, whose product is annotated as zinc finger RNA-binding protein 2. Gene Ontology annotation, molecular function: single-stranded RNA binding; zinc ion binding; double-stranded RNA binding. Gene Ontology annotation, cellular component: precatalytic spliceosome. The record is from RefSeq and is a predicted model, not a curated record. Lineage: Eukaryota; Metazoa; Arthropoda; Insecta; Diptera; Psychodidae. The coding region runs from base 72 to 2855 and encodes 927 amino acids. The transcript is spliced from 11 exons.
AAGAGCUAAUACCGCCACUCGCCGGCAGAGUUUCAGUGUCGUGUGUGAAAAUCGUGAGGUGAGGAAGAAAAAUGGCUACUAAUAAUUAUUUCGGAUUUACACACGGCGGAACGCAAUAUGGCACCGCGGCCACGGGGGCGGCGUAUCCAGCCACCCAGGCGGGCUACGUUCCGGCGACGGCCGCCACUUAUGGGGCGCAGCGGCCAGCGGGCUAUGAUUACCAGGCCACAGCCACACAGGGAAGCUACGCAAGCACUGGAGCGCCGGCUCCGACCUAUGAUUACGGCUAUGGGCGCCCUGCUCAAUCCUAUGACACGUCCAAGACAUACUAUCAACAAGCUGGAGCCACUGCAGCUUAUUCAGGCCAGACCUAUGACUCAUCGACCACGGCAAAGGUCGCUGGAUAUCAGACGGCAACCUACGCACAACCGGCCAGAACAACCAUUCAGCCAGCUAAAGUGACGCAGUACGUCUCGCAGACGACCUAUUCUCCAGCUGCAACAACAACAACAGCAACUACAAAGCAGCCAGUCGCCACUACAAAUGUCACAACAUACUCCAACAUCGAUGCUGCACUGUACAGCGCGGCGGCGACAAUGUAUGUGGCGCAGAAGAAUAACAAGACAGCAAAUUCAGGACAGGGAAACACUUGGCAGUACAAGAAGAACCAGGGAAAUAUGCCAGGAGGCAACAAGCCGCGUUUCAAGCAACCGCCAAAGCCGCAGCAGUUGCACUAUUGUGAGGUGUGCAAGAUUAGCUGUGCCGGACCACAGACCUAUCGUGAGCAUCUCGAUGGGCAGAAGCACAAGAAGCGCGAGGCGAGUCUCAAAUUGUCUGCCACGGCGGCGAAUGUGUCGCAGAAUCGCGGAAAUAGUCUUCACUGUGAACUGUGUGAUGUCACGUGCACAGGAUUCGAUGCUUAUGCGGCCCAUGUUCGUGGCUCAAAGCACCAGAAGGUGGUGAAGCUGCACCAGAAGCUGGGAAAGCCCAUUCCUUCCACUGAUCCAUUGACCAAGAAGCCGACGAAGGUGAACUUCGUGCCAGCUGGAGCUGGUGAAAAGGAGGAGGGCAGUGCCGGUGUUGCGGGCGUGAGUGCUGUCGUCGGAGAGGCUCAAGAGGAGGAGACGGCCAUUCACCUGCCCGUGGACGAUGUGAAGCCCGUUGGAGUGGAGUAUAUUGAUGAGAUUAAGGAUGACGAGGGAAAGAUCUUGAGUUUCAAUUGCAAGUUGUGCGAGUGUAAGUUCAAUGAUCCCAAUGCCAAGGAGAUGCACAUGAAGGGACGCCGCCAUCGGCUGCAGUACAAGAAGAAGGUGCAGCCGGAUCUGGUGGUGGACAUCAAGCCGUCUCCGCGUCGGCAGAAGAUCGCCGAGGCGAAGGCGCAGCGUGCGGCCAUGCAGGAGGAGUACUGGAACCGCCGGCGCAUGGCCGACGCGGACUUGGAUGACGACGAGCGGAUGUACUGGGAGGAGCGUCGUCGCUUCGAGGAGGAGUUCGACUACAUGAAUUGGAUGCAGCGCGGAUUCCCGGGUGUGGGACCGCGCGGGCCUCACAUGGCGCGCGGAGGGCCACCGAUGGGGCAUCCCUUCUUCGGCGGCGGCAUCAUGACGGGGCGCCGGCCAGAGAGCUCUGACGAUCGCCACGUUGUGGCGAAACACGCAGAGAUCUAUCCGAAGGAGGAGGAAUUGCAGACAAUUCAGCGCAUUGUUUCGCACACAGAGCGAGCGCUCAAGUUCGUGUCGGACGCUCUCGCGGACACUGGCAAGGGGACGAAUGCGAAGCCAGGCGACGCGGCACAGAAGGCGAAUGAGAAGCCAGUCGGCACUAAUAAUGCGUCUAGUGAUGCCAAAAAUGCAAAUGAAGCGGCUAAGAAGGAAGAUGGGCGAGACAACCAAAUGUUCUCGUUCCAGAAGGACGCCGAGGGAUCUGUGAGAGUCCUCAAAGGUGUGAUGCGCGUUGGUCUUCUGGCAAAAGGUCUUCUACUUCAGGGUGACACUCUAGUGCAGUUGGUUGUGUUGUGCGCCGAGAAGCCCACGACGCUGCUGCUGAAGCGCGUGGCGACGGAGUUGCCGGUGCAGCUGAAGAAGGUGUUCGAGGAGCACACAUAUUCCGUGACAAUGGCACCGGUUGAGGGUGCCGUGCUCGUGAGUGACGGUCAGAUAACUGUGAAAGUGUCACUGACAUCGCCACUCCUCCGUGAACCAGAUAUGAACAAUGCAACUGCCACUGAACAACCGGUUCAGAAUACAGAAGAUCUUCUGCCGCGCGAACCCUGUCUACAGGCACUUGCCGCAUUGAGGCAUGCAAAAUGGUUCCAGGCCAGAGCUACAGGAUUACAGUCGUGUGUCAUGGUUAUGCGAGUCCUCCGUGAUUUGUGCCAGCGCACUCCAAUGUGGACUCCACUGAGCCAAUGGGCUAUGGAACUACUCACUGAGAAAGUAAUCUCAUCGGCGGGCAUCCCAUUGAGUCCGGGUGACUGCAUGAGACGUGUGAUGGAGGCUGCAGCGUCUGGACUGUUCAUCAAUGGUCCGGGUAUCUUUGAUCCGUGCGAGAAGGAGCCUCAUGAUGCUUUCAGUGGCCUGAGCAAGCAGCAGCGCGAGGAUCUCACGUCAUCGGCGCAGACAUUCCUGCGCUACAUUGCAUUUCGGCAGAUCCACAAGGUGUUAGGCAUGGAUCAACUGCCACAGCCGAAGUUCGUGCCGCGCCAGUGGCGCUUCAACCGCAAGCGAAGGCGUUCCGGCACCGAAGGGGCUGAAAAUGAGGGUGAUCAAGUACCGUCAGGCGAUGGGAAGAUGGUGAAGAAGGAAGAGAGCGGAGGAGGAACAGUGGAGAAGAUGGAUGCAGAGACAACGAAGUGAAUUCUCUGCUGACUUUCCAGCCUCUCCCCGAGAUAGGAUUGGAAUACACACGUAAAUUUAAUCAUACAAUUGGAUUAUAAGUUAUUAAUGAGAAAUUUAGAGAUGGAUUUCAAUUGAGGAUCUAUGAAUUAUACUUCCCAAGCAUAAUUAUUCGUACAUUGUAUUCAGAAGCAAAUGUAUUUCAAUUCCAAUAAAAA